Salpingoeca rosetta is the source of this 6638-nucleotide messenger RNA. RefSeq lists its product as uncharacterized. The coding region runs from base 60 to 6413 and encodes 2117 amino acids. NCBI's taxonomy places the organism in Eukaryota, Choanoflagellata, Craspedida, Salpingoecidae. The record is from RefSeq and is a predicted model, not a curated record. The transcript is spliced from 3 exons. Gene Ontology annotation, cellular component: plasma membrane; cell wall.
ACGCCCCCCACCCAACACACCAAAGCACAUCACACCAAAGCACAGCACAGCACAAGGUCAUGGCCUCCACUGCUGGUUGUGAUGUGUUCCUUUCCUGCCAUGAGAAUGGGGAUGUCACGAGAACACUGAGGGCUGCAUUGGAGCAGCGUGGGGUGCGCGUGUUCUCACCAGGAGACGAUGACGGCAGAGGUGGCAAAUCCAGUGCUACGGCAGCCGUGCUUGCAUGCACGCUGGCAGUGAUCAUGGGCACGAAGGACUACGGCAAGCGGUCGCGAAACAAGGCCAGCUCCGCUGCCCAGCUGCGUUCCAUCCUCAAACACAACAAGCCCUUCUUUCUCAUCAAGAUGUGUGACAAGUUCGCCUCGCGGGAUGUGCGCAAGCGCCUCCCAGACGCGCGUGCACAUUACACCUUGCCAAGCCCAACAACAGCCAUUCCCUCGCAGCUCAUCGACGCCAUCAUCUCAAAGCUGCAGGCGAUUGUGCCUGCCAACAGCAGCCGGCAAUUUGGAUGGCAGGCACCGCUACAGCAGCAGCAGCAGCAACGACAACAGCAGGAGCAGCCGGUACCUGCCUCGCAGCGCACAUACUUGGAGCCUGCUGACACAUUUGAGCAAAGAGACUUGUUCAACGCCACGUAUGAGGCCGUGCGACCAAACCCUGCCGCUGCUGGCGCGACCACCAACACGAACACAAACACCAGCGCGAUCAUAGGCACUGCGGCCCACAGCAGCAGCAGCAGCAGCAACAGCAACACGGCCGACCCCGAUGACAGCAACGGCAACAGCAGCGGUGACUACUUGGAAGUGACUGCGGCCACCAACGUGGAAGCCGACAACACCUACGAAACCGCGGGCUUGGGCGACUUUGAUGUGUACGGCACAGAGUCCACACAGCAGCAGAAACCCGGUACAGCCACCACCACCACAGCGACCAACCCCAGCAGCAAAGAAGACAAGCCCGCGUACGAUACGCCUGACCCGGGAAACUUUCAAGUGUAUGGCACAGCUGAUGCCACCCCAUCGACCACCACAGACACCACCACUGGUGCUGCGGGCCGAACAUAUUUGACGCCCGUAAGUAGAGGAGUCCAUCAAGAGGAGACGUACGACCAGGUCGGGUUGGGCGACUUCUCCGUGUACGGCGAAGCCUCGACGGACGAUGCGCAGCUGCUCUCUGCGCUGGGACACAGACAAGGCAAGGAGGGCCAGCACCUGAUGAUGCGGCCCCUGCACAAGGACUUCACGGCCCUGGGCUCAGAGACCACGACGGAGCAGGUGGCCGUGUCAAAGGGCAGAUCGAGCAAGCGUCUGCUCCUCGUCGGCAUCGUCGUUGCGUUAAUUGUGGCUGCUGCCGUCGCUGUUCCCAUUGCCAUCACCUCAACUGGGCCCGCUGCCACCAGCAAGUCCAAAUCAAACAGCACCACCGCGCCCACCACCACAUUGCCGACUACCACCAGCACGGCACAGUCAGGUCUGUCAACUACCGCAACCACAACGACAACAACGACACAGCUCUGCUCUGGCAUCAGCACUGAUGUGCUCGACUGCAGCAGCAUAACAUCGCGUCAAGCCAUUGCAGCAGCCGCGCCCUGUGAGGUUGCUGCUGUCACCUCGUGCUGCUGCGACGAGUUUUACCGCCUGCGCAGUGUCACUGGCUCCAUCUCAGUGUCGCCUCUCGCACAAACGCUUGAUCUCGGCCCACACCUGACGAGCAUAGGUGGUGGUAUCACAGCUGCCAAUGGCGCGCUGACAGAGGUAGACUUGGGUCAAGUCACCCUGUUGGGCGGAUUUAUCAGCCUUCGCGACAACGCCAUCACCCGCGUGCGCUUUGGGCAGCUCGUCUUCGUGGGCGACAGCGUUGAUUUGGAAAACAACGCCCUCACCUCCAUCGAUGUCGGUCAGCUUCCACCCUCUGCUGGUGGCGCUCGCCUGUCAGGCAACCCCAUCAAGCACCUACGCGUCUCCCAUGCUGGGGAUAACGUGCCCAGGGCCGUUGAUCUCGGCUGCGCCUCCUUCACCCUCAACAACGCGCAGGGCACGCCAACAGCACUCAACCUCUCGUCGUGUGCGCUGGAGGUGCUGGAUCUGGCUGACAUCACGGGUGCGUUUGACGUGAUUGACGUGCGCGGCAACGCCAACCUGACGCAACUCGUGCUCGGCCAGGCGCUUGCCCCCAACGGCACCGUCUUCCUUGAUUUCUUCACGCUUUCCCGCGCUCAGCUUCAAGACAUGGCAGGCAACGUGCACGUGGAUGUUGGGGCGGACACAACGGAGCUGCUAUUCGACAGCUUGCAGCGUGUUAAUGGCAGCUUGCGCGUUGUGGGCACGCGUCCCGCAUCUGUGCAGCUUGACACGCUGACUGCCGUUGGCGGCGACGUCGACUUGCGCGGCCUGCCGCUGCAGUCCUUCCACGUUGGGCGAUUGUCAGAGGUUGGGGGCAAGGUUUAUGGGGUGGGCACGACCAGCUUCAGCAUCCGCUCUGGCGUGCUGACCGGUGAUGUCACCAUCACAGCCAGCAUGCAUGCCCUCAUGGCCCUCAGCUUUGGCGACAUCGAGUACAUGCAGGGCUCCCUUCUGGUGUCCGGCACGCCCGAGUCGCCCAACAAGAUCAGCAGCAUCAACUUUGGCUCCAUGCUGCGCAUCUUGGAACAACUCGUCAUUGAGCACAGCCCAAUCGCACACAUCAACUUGGGCGGUGUGACCAGCGUUCGCUCCCUGCGAGUUGCACACACCGCAGCCACGGCUAUCACGGCCACCAGUCUGGACGAUGCGACACAACUGAGCAUCAGCGACAACGACUACCUCUCUACGCUCAGCUUUCCCGCCCUGCACGAUGUGUUUGAAGACUUGCGCGUGCAGCGCAACCCGCAGCUCACCCUCAUCGACACAUCUGCCCUGUUGACCGUGGAGGCGUCCGUGUACAUCACCGACAAUGCAGCCCUGGUUGAUCUCCGCAUGGAUGGCCUGACGACCGUGUUUGUGGACAUCCACAUCCACGACAACGCCAAGCUGCCCAGUCUGGCGCUGGAUGCCCUCUCGAGCAUAGUGCGGCACGUGUAUCUGCAACGGAAUGCGCUCACCAGGGCCAGCCUCUCAGCCAUCAGCGAGGUGCGCGGUAACCUCGACUUGAGCUUCAACCGCCUCGCGGCUUUGGACCUCACGGGAUUGGUGACGGUGGAAGGCGAGCUGGAUCUGAGCGUGAACGAGGUGGUGUCGGUCGACCUCGGUCUACUGCGCUCGGUGGGGGCCGCCUUUCUCGUUCGCCACACCAACAUCGCCAACAUCACCCUCACCAACCUGGACAGCGUCGGCGGUGACCUUGACCUGCGGUUCAACGCGCUCACCAGCCUGGACAUCCCACGCCUUGCCCGCGUGUCCGGCAGCGUGCGGCUCAACUCGAACCAGCUCACCGGUGUCACAUGUGACCUGCUUCUGGACGUGCAAGGCAGCAUCUUGCUGGACAACAACAACCUGCCGAGCAUUGACUUCCCACAGUUGAGCAGAGUUAACGGCGAUGUUUCGUUUGCAUUCAACGCCAUCACUCAGGUGUCGCUUGGGGCGCUGACCAGCGUCGGCAGACAUCUCUCCGCGCACCGCAACCAUCUCCCAAGCUUCAGCUUUGGCCAGGUCGCGGCUGUUGGCGGCGAUGUUUACCUCUCCUCCAACGACCUGACGGCCCUCGACCUUGCUGCGCUCACCAGCGUUGGCGGCGGCUUGUAUCUGCAGCACAACCUGCUCACGUCGCUGUCCUUUGCGUCCCUGCAGCACGCGGGCGGUGACAUCGAUGCCAGCAGCAACAGCAUUUCGAUCAUCGACUUUGGCGAUGCCCUGGUGCGCACCGCGGGUGAUCUGGAUCUCACCCAGAACGCCUUCAGCAACCUUGCGUUUGACGGUGCCUUGGCGUUCAUCAACGGCUCUCUGAUCUUGUCGAGCAACGACGACCUCGGCAGCGUUGACUUGCAGAACCUGACGCAUGUCCGGGGCGACAUUGUCGCCUCUUCCAACCCAAACCUCAGAAACAUGAGUCUUGGCAACGUGACUGACCUGGGUGGGAGCCUGCGCCUGGACGGCAGCCGGCUGACGCGUCUCAGCCUGGGCAAUCUCAAACACGUGGACGGGAGCAUCCACAUCCCCGCCAACGAGCUCACGUCUAUUGACUUUGGGCAGCUCACCAGCGUGGGCGAGCACAUCAACCUUUCCGACAAUGACCUGUGCACUGUCAACUUUGGCAGUGUCACUCAAGUGGGCGGAGACCUCCUGCUGAACUCCAACAAGCUGGCCACCCUGAGCUUUGGCGAGGUGUUGACGGUGGGUGGCAGCGUGGACAUCAGCGGCAACGACAUUGCCACCCUCAGCCUUGGUCCGCUGUCGCUCAUUGGCCGCGACUUUACGGCGGAGGCCAAUGAGCUGGAAACCAUCUCCUUCCCCAAGCUCGCGCAGGUCGGGGGCUCGCUGACGCUGAGGGAAAACAAGCUCUCUGGCAUCUCCUUUGGUACGCUCACUGCCGUUGGUGGCGGGUUUGAUCUGUCGUCCAACUCGUUCGAGUUUCUCACCGUGGGUUCGCUCGAGCGGGUGGCUGGGUCUUUCAAGCUCCAAAACAACCCACUCGGCUCCAUUGACUUUGGCUCGCUGGCGUUCGUGGGCGAUGACGUGGAUUUGAGCGCAACGAGUGUGAGCAUGUUCAAGUUUGGCAAGCUGCAGUACGUGCUUGGGGAGCUAACCCUGGACGAGAACGCGGCUCUGAGCACGUUUGACUUUUCGGUACUGCCUCCCUUCCGAGGGAGCGUACGACUGCCGGAAGUGGCGCUGUCAUCCGCAAGCAACCUCGACUUCAACAGCAGCGUCGCCAUCGAGCAGAAUCAGGGCAGUCUCUACAUCUUCAUCUCGGCCUUUGACCACAUUGCCGGGGACCUUGAUCUCCAAGCCAACAGCCUGACCUUGGUCACUUUCGGCCCCUUGUCGAAGAUUGGCGGCAGCCUGCUCCUUCAAGCCAACAUUCUGCAGGCCUUUGAUGCUGGCAACGUUGCUGAAGUGGGAGGGGACCUUAUCCUGACCAACAACGGCGCUCUGAACGACGUUGACUUUGGUAUGCUGACGCGAGUGGGUGGCGGUGUGCUCUUGGACGCCAACAGCCUGGACGGCCUUGACACCGGACUACUGCGGGAAAUUGGAGGCGAUCUCUCCGUGACUUACAAUGCGCUCACUGCCAUGAACUUUCCCAACCUGCUGCGAGUCAACGGCAGCUUGGCCGUCACCAAGACUGCGCUGCAGAUGCUUGAUCUGGGCAGCCGCUUGCGGGACAUUGGUGGCGACUUGCGCCUGGAGUCUAACGAUCUCACGCAAGUUGACUUUGGGGAGCUGACACGCGUUGGCGGGGCGUUGCGUCUGGACCACAACCGCUUUCAGAGCGUGAGCUUUGGGCAAGUCACACAUGUCGGGGGCGACCUGGACGUGUCGCACAACGAUGCGCUGCCAAGCCUUGACUUUCACGCCCUGCCGGAGGUUGGCAGCACGCUGUACAUCGACGUGCAGGUGCUGGAGUCGGUCAGCCAGCUGCACAUCAACAGCAGUCUGGGUAUCAGCCUGGCUGGCAAGUCAGCCUUCCAAGAUGCUUCUCUGGGCAGCGUCAACGGCACGCUGUACCUCAACCACGAACCUGACGUGCAAAGCAUCACAUUUGCCACGCUCACCGCCAUUGGUGGCGAUCUGGACCUGAGCAGUGACAGCGUGUUGAAGACCCUUGACUUGGGCACACUGGAGAUGAUAGGUGGUGACCUGUUGCUGUCGCAGAUGCAACAGCUGACGCAGAUAUCGUUUGGCUCCCUGGCUGCGAUUGGCGGAAGCUUAAGCCUUCAAGUUGCCCUGGCGCUGCCAGCCAUCCACCUCACCUCCAUCGGCCGUAUUGGGGGCGACCUGCACCUCCAGACAGCACAUGAGCUGACAACGAUUGACUUUGGAGCUCUCACGGGUGUAGGCGGGAGCGUUCAGCUGAGCAGCCUGGGCAUGCUGAGCAACGUUAGCUUUGCGUCGGUGGACAGCAUUGGCGGAGAUGUUGACAUCUCGCAGUGCUCCUCCCUCACCAGCGUGGACUUUGGCAGUGUUCGCAGCGUACGCGCUGACUUUGCAUUGCUGGGCGACAUUGGUGGGGAUGUGGUUCUGCAACAGUGCUCUUCGCUGACGCGGGUGGACCUUGGUGGCGUUACGAACAUUGGGGGUAGUCUGCAACUGAAGGGGAACCCGGCGCUGAUUGAGGUGGACUUUGGCUCGCUGGCUCAUGUUGGCGGGGUCGUGGACUUGACACAGUACAACUCGGCCCUUAUCAGUGUGCGUUGCCGCGGCUUCAACGCUACCUGUGUUUGUGCUGGCGCAGGCGUGAAGUUUAUCGACUGCCCCGUCAUCUGCUCAUCUUGCUGACGUAGCGCGCUGACUUGCUGAAGCACACACUGAACCGUAACCUGUGUGUUGCGUGGUGUGUUGUUUGAUUGUGUGAGUGCCGUUUGUAUGUGGUGUGUGUGUGUGGUGUGUGGUGUGUGGUGUGUGUGGUGUGUGUGGUGUGUGUGUGCUAUGUGUGGUGUGUGUUGUGUGGUGCGUGUGGUGUGUGUGGUGUGGUGUGUGGUGUGUGGUGUGGUGUGUGGUGUG